CCCAACGCCGGAAGUGCCUCUCACCGCCACCGGCGGCCGGCCUAGCCCCGCUCCGGAACACGGGGUACGGGGCCCUGGUUCGCGCCGCUGCCGCGCGAAUCUGCCCGGACCACCCCUCACGAUGCCGGCCUUCCGACAGGUGGGAGAGAAGCAGCUGCCCCAGGAGAUCAUUUUCAUGGCCUGGUCUCCCAAGAGGGACCUCAUUGCCUUAGCCAACAAAAUAGGGGAGGUUUUACUUCAUCGACUAGCAAAUUUUCAGCGUGUUUGGAGUUUGCCACCAAAUGAAAAUACUGGAAAAGAAGUAACAUCUUUGGCUUGGAGACCAGAUGGGAAAAUUUUGGCCUUUGGUCUUGCUGACACCAAGAAAGUUAUUUUAUGUGAUGUUGAAAAACCUGAAAGCUUGCACUCUUUUUCUGUGGAUACACCUAUUACUUAUAUGCAUUGGAUGGAAGUAACUGAAGAAAGCAGUGUUUUAACAUCCUUUUAUAAUGCUGAAGAUGAAUCAAAUCUCCUCCUGCCUAAACUACCUGCAUUGCCAAAAAACUAUAGCACUACUGCAAAAAUUUUUAGUGAAGAAAAAUCAGAUGAAAUUAUGAAGCUCUUGGGUGAUGUCAGGCUUAAUGCUCUUGUCCUUGGAGGAAACUCUGGGUUCAUUGAGAUCUAUGCUUAUGGAAUGUACAAAAUUGCUACUGUUACAGGGGUUUCUGGUUCAUGUCUUGGCUUAUGCUUAUCAAGUGACUUGAAAUCAUUAUCAGUUAUUACAGAGAUAGGAGAUUCUACCAGUAUUAUAUCAGAAAUUUCAUAUUUUCAGCUUGAUACUAGCCUGUUGUCUACUUAUUUACCUGAAGUUACUCGGAUGGCCAGAAAAUUUACUCAUAUUUCAACUCUUUUGCAGUAUAUAAGGUUAUCGUUGACAUGCAUGUGUGAGGCCUGGGAAGAAAUAUUGAUGCAGAUGGAUUCUCGUCUUACCAAAUUUGUACAGGAAAAGAACACAACGACUUCAGUGCAGGAUGAAUUCAUGCAGCUGCUAUUAUGGGGGAAAGCAAGCCUUGAACUUCAGUCCCUCUUAAUGAACCAGUUAACAGUAAAGGGCUUAAAAAAGCUUGGCCAGUCUAUAGAGUCUUCAUAUUCCAGUAUACAAAAAUUGGUCAUAAGUCACCUGCAGAGUGGCUCUGAGGCCUUACUGUACCAUUUGAGUGAAUUGAAAGGAAUGGCUUCUUGGAAACAAAAAUAUGAACCUCUUGGACUAGAUGCCACUGGAAUUGAAGAUGCUAUUACUAGUGUGGGUUCUUUCAUAUUAAAGGCAAAUGAACUUCUUCAAGUUAUAGAUAGUAGUAUGAAAAACUUCAAAGCAUUUUUCCGGUGGCUGUAUGUAGCAAUGUUGAGAAUGUCAGAAGACCAUGUGCUUCCAGAACUGAACAAGAUGACUCAAAAAGAUAUCACGUUUGUUGCUGAUUUUCUUACUGAGCAUUUUAAUGAGGCUCCAGAGCUUUAUAAUCGAAAAGGAAAGUAUUUCAAUGUAGAAAGAGUUGGUCAGUAUUUGAAAGAUGAAGACGAUGAUCUUGUGUCACCACCUAAUAUCGAGGGAAACCAAUGGUAUGAUUUUCUUCAGAAUAGCACUCACCUUAAAGAAAGCCCUUUGCUGUUUCCCUAUUAUCCUGAAAAGUCAUUGCAUUUUGUGAAAAGACAGAUGGAAAGCAUUAUUGAUCGUUGUUUACAAAAACCAGCAGAUGUUAUUGGAAAAUCAGUGAAUCAAGCUGUCUGUAUUCCCUUAUACAAAGCUGCUAAAAGUGAGGACUCUACACCUAGAUUGUUCAAAUUGCCCUUCCUCUGGAAUGACAAAUCUUCAAAUCUACAUUAUGUACUCUUUACUAUGUCAGGUAGUUCAGCUUCUAAAAUUUACAUUUUGAGGAGACAUACUGACAUAUCCAGGUCUGUCAAUAAUGGACUACUUGCUGUUGAGUUUGGAAGUUUUUUGAAUACAACAAAUGAAAACUUCGAAAAUAGCUCCUACAGCUGUCUUGAUGCACAUUUUUAUGAUGAUGAAACGAUAACUGUGGUUCUUAAGGAGAGUGAAGAACAAGAAGGCAAAGAAAGAGUCUUGGCUCAGUUACCAUUGUCUUUGGUAUAUACGAAGGAAGACACUCCAGAGAAAGAGUUCAGUGGGACAACUUGUAAAAGGCUAGAUGAACAGAGUGAUAUUAUACCUACACAUACUGUCUUCCUGGAGAAUCAAUGGAGAAUACUGGAGAAUAUGAAAGCACAAUAUGUUGCUGUGAAUGGUUUUCGGAAAGUCUCUUGUGUAUUAAGCUCAAAUCUCCGUCAUGUUAGAGUAUUUGAAAUGGAUGUAGAAGAUGACGGGGAGGCAGAAGAGGAAGAUGAAGAGGAGGAGGAGGAAUCUUCAUCCCAUCUUGUUUCUGGUGAGCAGGAAGAGUUAAUUCAGUCUGCAGAUAACCAAGAAAGUGUUGGCAAUGGAUCUGCUGCUCUGGUGAAUGCAGUGGAAGAACAUGAAUCUCCCCUAGACUCAUAAUCUGGGCUGCUAUUAUUUUGUGUGUUCUCAUUAUGUUAGUAAGGAGGUGGACUAAGAUUUUUUAAAACACCUUAAUUUUUCUUUGUACCAAAGAAAGAUAGUGAAUUACCUUGUGAACAAUGCAUAUUUUCUUUAAAUCUGCUUCAUCUUCCAGAAAUAUAAUCAUCAGAAGGACAUUUCCUUUUGCCGAUGUUUCUUUUUAAAACUGCCUGAAGAACUGUAGUUUUUAAAGCAAACAUAGAUUGAAUUUGAGGAAAAGAAUUCAGUCUUUCUGCUUCUCAAAAAGUAAGUGUCAGGACCUAUUCCUAUUAGCACAAAGAGUUUACAUUUAAACAGUUGUCAUUUGUUAUUGAAGGAGGCUAUUCAGCUUCUUUAGUAUUAAAAAAUUUUUAAUCAGCAAAAUGUACUACUCUUUUUAUCCCAUUUCUUCUUUGUGAGACCCCUGAAUGCUUUGUAUUUGUUAUUUUUAUAUUUCCAUUAUCAGUUUAAAACUGUGAAUGCCUGCAGUGCUAAGCUUGCAAACUGUGAAAAGACUGAUGUCCUUAUCAAUUAAAUAGCAAAAAUACUACUUGUCUCUAAA
This is a messenger RNA of Trichosurus vulpecula (common brushtail), 3110 nucleotides long. RefSeq names its product anaphase promoting complex subunit 4 (gene ANAPC4). Gene Ontology annotation, cellular component: nuclear periphery; anaphase-promoting complex. The coding region runs from base 122 to 2530 and encodes 802 amino acids. Lineage: Eukaryota; Metazoa; Chordata; Mammalia; Diprotodontia; Phalangeridae. Gene Ontology annotation, molecular function: protein binding. The transcript has 29 exons. The record is from RefSeq and is a predicted model, not a curated record. Gene Ontology annotation, biological process: anaphase-promoting complex-dependent catabolic process; positive regulation of mitotic metaphase/anaphase transition; protein K11-linked ubiquitination.